Messenger RNA from Carcharodon carcharias (great white shark), 2851 nucleotides. It is a transcript of the gene pdik1l, whose product is annotated as PDLIM1 interacting kinase 1 like. NCBI's taxonomy places the organism in Eukaryota, Metazoa, Chordata, Chondrichthyes, Lamniformes, Lamnidae. The record is from RefSeq and is a predicted model, not a curated record. The coding region runs from base 139 to 1164 and encodes 341 amino acids. Gene Ontology annotation, cellular component: cytoplasm; autophagosome. The transcript has 3 exons. Gene Ontology annotation, molecular function: protein serine/threonine kinase activity; ATP binding. Gene Ontology annotation, biological process: autophagy; autophagosome organization; protein autophosphorylation.
AUUUGAAGCCGGCGCUCGCGCAUUGGCGGCUCGCGUGAGCGAGCGGGAACGCGGGAGUGGAACAGAGAGGCAAUGGCCGAGAGCAGAGUGGGAGAGCAGCGAGCACCAACCGACUGAGCUUUUAAAAAAGUAUUGUCCAUGGCGAGUAGGGAGCCGAAGUACAACUUGGUGCGUGAGUUGGGACGUGGCAGUUAUGGUGUAGUAUAUGAAGCUAUGGUAAGAAAGACUGGAGCACGGGUAGCAGUGAAGAAGAUUCGGUGCCAUGCACCCGAGAAUGUGGAACUGGCUUUGCGGGAGUUUUGGGCAUUAAGCAGUAUCAAGAGCCUUCAUCCUAAUGUGAUCCACCUUGAGGAGUGCAUCCUGCAGAAAGAUGGGAUGCUGCAAAAGAUGACUCAUGGAUCAUCCUCUUCCCAUUACUUAAAGCUGGUGGAAACUUCACUGAAAGGGGAACUCAGCUUUGAUUCUAGGAGCUCAUACUACCUUUGGCUUGUAAUGGAUUUCUGUGAUGGUGGAGACAUGAAUGAGUAUCUGCUAUCGAGAAAACCCAACCGUCGGACCAACACUAGUUUCAUGCUGCAGCUCAGCAGUGCCUUGGCUUUUCUACACAAAAACCAAAUUGUGCACAGGGACCUGAAGCCAGAUAAUAUAUUGAUUACCGAGACUGGAUCAGAAGCUGGAGGAGGAGGCCCUGUUCUAAAAGUGGCAGACUUUGGCCUGAGUAAAGUCUGCUCCGGGCUGGGAGCAGACCAGAAGGAACCAGUUAAUGUGAACAGAUGCUGGCUUUCUACAGCUUGUGGGUCAGAUUUUUACAUGGCACCUGAAGUUUGGGAAGGCCAUUAUACAGCUAAAGCAGACAUCUUUGCACUGGGAGUCAUCAUUUGGGCCAUGUUGGAAAGGAUUACUUUCAUAGAUUCGCAGACUAAGAAAGAACUAUUGGGCAGCUACGUGCGUCAGGGGACAGUGAUUGUGCCUCUCGGUGAGGCACUGUUGGAAAACCCCAAGAUGGAACUUAACAUUCCUGUUAAGAAAAAGUCCAUGAAUGCGGGAAUGAGACAGCUAAUUAAGGAAAUGUUAGCAGCAAAUCCACAGGACAGGCCUGAUGCUUUUGAACUAGAACUGAGGAUAUGUAAAAUAACAUGCAGAGAGUGCAGCCGGACUGCGUAAGUCUUAAGUUUGCGUGUGAAAAUACAAAAUGUUAUACAGGCUGGCUCUGACCAAUUUGAGGCUUGCAAAAAGUUUUAAUUUGCAGACAAGCCUUUUUUUUUUUUUGUGCCAUCCUUAUCUCCCAAGGUGUAAAUUUUAAAAUCGCUAGCCCAAAAUUUAACCUGCAGUUCUAAGGUGCUGCUGUUUAUUGGUACCCACAUCCUAACUCGGAAACCAAAUCCAGUACUGUUCUUAACCAGAUCCCAGUUGACAAAUUUUGAGCCUUUUAUCCUGUAACUUGCAUAUCCUUUAUUGACUGUGACUGUAGUUAAACAUUUCUUUUGGUGCUGAAGGGCAUAAUCUGUUGUAUGGUUCUGAUGGAAUGCAUUUGUUGGGUUUUUGUGGAACUUGUUUAAUCAUCCAUUAAUUACUUUUUCGCAAGUUCACAUUCUCUUCUUCCUCCCUCCUUGCCCACCCCCACCGCAAAAGAACUCUCGACUCAAUAUGUCUUACUGAUUUCUUCCUCGCCCUCUCAACUUUUCGGAAACAUUUGAAGCUUGAUGCCACCUGAGUCAUCACAAUUUAUUCUUAUUGGAAAUGCCAAGCAAUUAACUUUACCAUAAUUUAUUGCCAUUAAUACAACUUUGUAUGUUAUCAUGCGUAAUGUUUUGGCAGUGAGCAGAAUGAUGGUAAGUUAAUAAUUGACCCUGAUUGAGAAAUCCACCAAAUUUGAUCUUGUAUUGAGCUGUGUUCUGACACUGUUUUAGUAAAGACAACUGUAACUUUGAAAUUGGAUGUUAUUUAAUAGUAAAAUAUGUAAACAAACGUGACUUCAAGAUGGUGCCUGAACUUUGUGUGAUUCUUGAGUGACUUUUUAUACAGUAUAUAAAAUUUUUGAAAACGAAUAAUUUCUUCCUUCCUGCCAUCCCAUAUUUUCAUUCUUAGAAAUUAGAUUGAAGAGCUUUAAAUGCUGCUUUUCUCUGUGGAUGUGUUUACUGAAAUUGACAUUCUAAUUCUGUGGAGUAGAGGCUAGUAGUGAUACCUGUCCUUUUGGACAUAUAAGUGAAACAUCUGCCCUCAUCUUUCAAUUAUUUUUGAGGUAAUUGUUAACAGGGAAAUUAACUUAAAAGAGGUUUCACCUGCCUGAACAUGGAGAAAAUUGUAAAACUUUUCAAGUGAAUUUUGGGUAGAUUGGUUUUACUUUGCCUGUAUUUUAAAAUGGAGGCUUUCUUUACCGUGACAUGUUUGACUUUAUUUGGAUUAACAUAACUUGAUGGGGAAGGAGAAGAGUGUACAGAUGGGUAAUCCCAUAUUUGUGUCCUUUUGAAGAUGAAAUUUAGAAUGGAUUGUGAGAAUGAAAGGUGUUUUGUAGACCAUCUGACUACUCAGUCAAUGCCUUUUUGACUACUGUCAUUGCCAUGUUGUUGUAUCAAGAGUAUUGCACAUCUUAAAAUCCAUGAGAUCAAAUGGAAGCUAUUUACAAAAGAAAAGGUGGAAGUGGUGGUAAUGUAAUGCAAUAUUACAAAGUUACAAAAUGUAGGAAAACUUGUUUUAAAAAAAAUUCAAGGCACUACCUUGUUAAGUGGGUUACCUUUCUACUGAAACAAGAAAAUGUAUUAAACUAUAUGUAAACUUUACUGUGAAAUUUGUAAGAUUGUGUAAUUUAUUUUAAAUGUAAUAUGUAUAAUUAAAAUUAUAUGAAAACCUA